GUUAAAAGUCAAAACCCCUGCGCGCAACCACCGUCCUCAGUCGGCAUCGCCACCAUGUCACAGCGCAACCGACGCGAACGUGAUAGUGACAGACGCCGAGAUAGAGACGACCGUGAUAGACGCCGAGAUAGAGACGACCGUGACGCUGAUCGAGAAAGAGAUAGAGAGCGGGACCGUGACCGAGGGCUAAGGAGCAAGAAGUCCCGAUCUCGUACUCCAGACCACCACGCUCGUCCUCCUCGCCACGCGCGCUCUCCGGAGAGGUACCGCUCUCGUUCCCGCUCGAUCGACCGCGACCGUAACCGACACCACAGGCGCAGGACUCCCUCCCCCUCUCCGUCGCGGAAACGGCCUCGCGAGAGUUCAGUGGACGACGAGAGGAAUCGCAAAAAAGCUGCUUCUGAUUCCGUCCACGAGAUUGCGAAAGAGCCUGCUAAGAAGAACGAUAAGCAGCCGAGCGGCGGAGGCGAAGCUGCGGAGGAGGAGGGGAUGGAUGUGAAUGAGAUAGAGAUGAUGAAGAUGUUGGGGAUUCCAACUGGAUUCGACUCGACCAAAGGGAAGCAUGUUGAAGGUGCUGACGUCAGUGGGAUCAGGGCUGUUACCAAGCGGCAGCCAAGGCAGUACAUGAACCGUCGCGGUGGCUUUAACCGUCCUUUGCCUGCUGAGCGUAACCGCUAAGCUUUCCUCAAUGUUCUUACAAUAGUCAGAUGGUGAGAGUUUGAGCUGCGUUUUCAAGGUAGUCUUUACCGCAAUUCUACCCCCAGGCUCUGUUCUAAUGUCCUUUAGAGAUCAAACAUGUACUCUCAGAACU
Messenger RNA from Brassica oleracea var. oleracea, 811 nucleotides. Its product is annotated as U4/U6.U5 small nuclear ribonucleoprotein 27 kDa protein. NCBI's taxonomy places the organism in Eukaryota, Viridiplantae, Streptophyta, Magnoliopsida, Brassicales, Brassicaceae. The coding region runs from base 55 to 678 and encodes 207 amino acids. The record is from RefSeq and is a predicted model, not a curated record. Gene Ontology annotation, biological process: RNA splicing. The transcript is spliced from 2 exons. Gene Ontology annotation, cellular component: precatalytic spliceosome.